AUGAGGUGGCGAUGGGGUGCCUGGCUCGCCACCCUGGUGGCUGCCUGCGUAGUGGGACAGCAGCUGAACACCACCGCCGAAGAGAAGCCUUCCAAGUUCGACGAAGUGGUCGAUGACAAGAUGUACAUAGAACCUGCCAACAUUACUGAACGUCCUUUACAAAAAAGGAUUCGCCGAGGAACAGUAUGGAGGAGGUACGUUAGGUUCCCAGGUGCUGGUCGACCCUGGGAAUACGGACCACGGAGUCCACGUCUUGUCUUCCGAGACUUGGAGCCUGCACCUGGAUUAGCCCCAUCUUGGUCACAUAACCAACUUCUCCCCGAAGACCAACCUCAAGAUGAGAAGGAGGAUGAUGGUUGCAGCAGCGGAUCUUGCCAGAGUUUGUUAGGCUGUUGGCUGGCCUGGGGUCGGGUCGGUGAAUCCUGCCCUGGUUUCCUCAGCUACUGUUGCGACCACUCGGCUGCCAAAGCUUCCACUUCCCAAGAGCAGCCGCUGCCCCUAUAUGGGCCUGUUACCAACGACCCUAGAUGUGGAGUCUCUGUGAAACAAGGAGCUCAGAGGAGAAUUGUCGGUGGUGAUGAAGCAGGAUUUGGGAGUUUCCCUUGGCAGGCUUAUAUAAGAAUCGGCUCAAGCAGAUGUGGAGGCUCGUUAGUCAAUAGGUACCAUGUGGUGACUGCUGGGCAUUGUGUAGCGAGGGCUAAUGCACGGCAAGUUCAAGUAACUCUUGGAGAUUACGUAAUCAACUCAGCAGUGGAGCCACUACCCGCCUAUACUUAUGGUGUUCGACAUAUUUCAGUCCACCCAUACUUCAAGUUUACUCCUCAAGCAGACAGAUUCGAUGUAGCAGUAUUAAGGUUGGACCGUCCUGUUCAAUAUAUGCCGCACAUUGCUCCAAUUUGCCUGCCUUCCAAAGGUGAAGAUUUCCUUGGUCAGUUCGGCUGGGCAGCUGGAUGGGGAGCUUUACAACCAGGAUCACGGCUAAGGCCGAAAACACUGCAAGCUGUGGAUGUUCCUGUGAUUGAUAACAGGCUGUGUGAAAGAUGGCACCGAAGCAACGGAAUCAAUGUAGUUAUAUAUGAUGAAAUGAUGUGUGCUGGCUAUAGAGGAGGUGGGAAAGACAGUUGUCAAGGAGACUCUGGAGGACCAUUAAUGCUUGAGCGAAGUGGAAGAUGGUUCUUGAUUGGAAUCGUAUCGGCCGGUUACUCCUGCGCUCAACGUGGACAACCUGGUAUCUAUCACAGAGUAGCUAAUACUGUCGAUUGGAUAUCACACAUUAUUAACUCAUAA
This is a messenger RNA of Nezara viridula (southern green stink bug), 1287 nucleotides long. The record is from the annotation of a GenBank genome assembly. NCBI's taxonomy places the organism in Eukaryota, Metazoa, Arthropoda, Insecta, Hemiptera, Pentatomidae.